AUGAUCACACCUACCUUUAAAGUCGAACAGGAUGACAAUUCAAUCACCAUUAUCAUCAAUACACCAUAUGUUAGAGCACAAGAUGUAGAUCUCCAUGUCUCGGGCACAGAAUUUCGCUUCUUUUUGCGCCCAUAUUUUUUGAGAUUAUAUCUUCCAGCAAAUGUAGUCGAAGAUGAUGAUUCAAAGGCAGUCUAUGACCCUUCUUUGGGUCAAUUUACUGUCAAGGUCUCCAAAGAAAACAAAGGAGAACACUUUCCUGACCUUGACCUCCUCACCAAGCUGCUGGCCAGACGUGGCGAGGCUGCCGAUGUCAGUGUAGAUCAAGCACAGCCAAAGAAACCAUUGAUUGAAGUCAUUGGAAGCCAAGACAAUAAAGAAGAUGUAUCGAUGGAAGAAAGCACUGACCAAAUAGAAAAUGAAUUUCAAAAAGCUGCUGAUUUCAACUGGGAAUUACCACAGGAAUUACCAGCAGAUGAUUUGAUGAUCCACAGUGUUUAUGGCUUCAACAACCAGUACAGUGGAUAUUUUACUCAUGUCCAAGAAACAAUGAAUGAAAUCAUUGACAUCAGAGAGCCCGAAAAGUCAACUAUUGAAUCACGUCGUCAGGAUCGAUUGGAACAAGAAGAAUUGAAAUUUGACGAGGACUACUAUGCUAUGGAUUUCGUAAACGAUGAAGAAAUCCAAAAUGCCAUCAAGUAUAAGACAAUCUGGUCAAAAGAGCUCAAGAGAAUCCAGAAACAGGCCAAAGAAGAAGAACAACAAAAGAAGCAGAACGAAAAAAAGUCUUUGAUUCAGGAAAUCACCCCUGAUUUAACUCAGUCCAAUGUAGAUAUUGAUAUGAAUGGUCUGUCAAUUGGCGAUCAGAAUGAGUCGUUGAUCAAAUUCACACCAAAGGAAGAAGCCCUGAUGCGUAGUCUACCAAACAAAGAAUAUUUAUUAUCAAACGAGAAAGUAACCUAUCUUGGCUUGGUCGACCUUUUAUUUGCUUACAGCUACAACCACCGCGUGUCCGAAGGCGACAACACUGUCGAGUCUGUGUGGUGUGUUGGAAAGCUUAGUCCUACUAUAUCCUGCUUAGAGCAAUUUACUACCUUGAAAGACACAAUUAUCGCAUGCUGUAGACGUGUUCUGUCUUACCCUCUUUACCGCAAUCUGGCUCUGUGCGAAAAGGUUUUGCAAGAUGUCUACGUUCUCUUCCGUCUUGGAAAGCGGGCUAUUCUCAAGGCUCUUUUGGAUAUGAAGGAUUUGUUUGAUCACCACGAUGUUUACUAUGUGUACAGCAAGAUAUGGCUGGAUGAUUAUUGCGUGUGGAUCCAACACGCAAGUGACCAUGUCAUUCGUACAUUGGCCCAUGAGCUUCAUCAUUUUAAGGUCCCUAAAGAAGAGCUUGGCUGGGAUCUGAGCGAACUUGAAGAGAUUGCAAAACAAAUGAAUGAUCUAGAGGCAGAACAAGGAAUGAAUGGUGUAGAAGAGCAAGGAAUGGAUAGUCUAUAG
Phycomyces blakesleeanus NRRL 1555(-) is the source of this 1494-nucleotide messenger RNA. RefSeq lists its product as hypothetical. Bases 1 to 1494 code for a protein of 497 amino acids. Gene Ontology annotation, cellular component: nucleoplasm; cytoplasm. Gene Ontology annotation, biological process: box H/ACA snoRNP assembly. The transcript has 9 exons. The record is from RefSeq and is a predicted model, not a curated record. Lineage: Eukaryota; Fungi; Mucoromycota; Mucoromycetes; Mucorales; Phycomycetaceae.